Trichogramma pretiosum is the source of this 531-nucleotide messenger RNA. RefSeq lists its product as uncharacterized. Lineage: Eukaryota; Metazoa; Arthropoda; Insecta; Hymenoptera; Trichogrammatidae. The record is from RefSeq and is a predicted model, not a curated record. Gene Ontology annotation, molecular function: zinc ion binding; nucleic acid binding. The transcript has a single exon. Bases 1 to 531 code for a protein of 176 amino acids.
AUGAUGAACAGAAUCCGGAAUUACGUCCGGACAUGCCAUGACUGCCAAACCAAAAAACUUGCACGAGUCAAGACAAAAUUUUCCAUGAAGAUAACGACUUCCGAGGAGAUCAACGCGGCACUGGACGCUCUACUGGGCGGUCUGGUGUCUAAACGCGACCCUGUGAAAUCUCUGCGGAAGGCAUACGCAGGAACACAGGUGGCUGUGGUCGCACUCCCGGAUGACCUGGCGGCCACAGCGCUUAAGCUCGGCCACAUACGGAUCGGCUGGGUGAACUGUCGCAUCCGUGGUCGCGAGGAGGCUGCGCGCUGCUACCGCUGCUGGAGUCCUGGUUACAUGGCCGCUCGCUGCAAGGGUCCCGACCGCACGGAGCUCUGCUAUCGGUGCGGCCAGAAGAGCUAUCAAGCAAAGGACUGCAAAGGCCAGACGGCGUGCGUCCUCUGCCAGGAGCGAGGAGCCGACGACGACCGUCACGCGUCCACAAGCUCCAGCUGCCCGCUAGCACGGAAGGUCACCCAAGCCCGCCGAUGA